Scophthalmus maximus (turbot) is the source of this 4132-nucleotide messenger RNA. RefSeq names its product BTB and CNC homology 1, basic leucine zipper transcription factor 1 b (gene bach1b). The coding region runs from base 863 to 3106 and encodes 747 amino acids. The record is from RefSeq and is a predicted model, not a curated record. Gene Ontology annotation, biological process: regulation of transcription by RNA polymerase II. Lineage: Eukaryota; Metazoa; Chordata; Actinopteri; Pleuronectiformes; Scophthalmidae. Gene Ontology annotation, molecular function: RNA polymerase II cis-regulatory region sequence-specific DNA binding; DNA-binding transcription factor activity, RNA polymerase II-specific; protein binding. The transcript is spliced from 6 exons.
GAAUAAGGAACUAGAUUCUUUUUUUUUUUAAUCUCUUAUUUUUUUUUUUUUGUUGUGGUUCAUGAGGAGAUUAGCUCAUUCUGGAAUUAUGAAACAGCCGUCUGAUUGGCCAGCGUCGGUCUGGCUUCCCUUUUUUUUUCCUUUCUUCGAAAAACAUGUGACACUGGCAACGCUGCUUCGUAAAGAUUGGCUUCUUCAAAGACAACAACAUACGAAAACUACAAGAUCCUUUCGAUCAACACAGUAUCCUCCCUCUCUCUCUGAGUUCAGUCCACUCUCAUCUACGUCUAAAGGCACGAUCCCGUCCAAACACUGUUCUUUUUUAUUUGUUCCCACCUCAAUCUCUGGAUUGUGUUUUGGGGGGGAAAGUCUAUAAAAGGGUUGUUCAUUUUUUUUUUUUUUCCUGGGAAAAGCUUUGUUACUUUACCCGGAUCCAAGGGUGGGAUUGGUAUGAACUGGGAAAACUGCUUGCUCAUCCUUUAUCAGCAAGAGUCCAUGAGUCAGCGUUUGCUCUGUUCCACCCAGAGCUGUUGCAACACACACACCGCACACACACUCACGCACGCACACACACACACACACACACACACACACACACACACACACACACUCCCUCUAUGCCUCCCUCCCUUCUCACAUACUCACACACAGGCCAUAGGACUGAGUCAACCUCAGUUUUUAGUUUGUAGCCGAGUUGAGAUAAAGCUUUCUGGGAAGCGUAGUCUGGUUGGACGACAUUUAGAAAUAACCAUGUGUGCUCAACAGCUGGGACUUCCUUUACCGCUCUAAGACACUUGGAUAUACAUAUAUAUAUAUAUAUAUAUAUAUAUAUAUAUAUGGUAAACUGUGUAAGACGUCCCUGAUGGCCAUGUCUGCUCCCCGGGCGUCUGUGUUUACAUUCGAGUCCACGGUGCAUUCCUCCCAUGUGCUGCGCUGCCUGGACGACCAGCGUCGGCGGGACGUCCUGUGCGACGUGACCCUGGUGGUGGAGGGUCGGAGCUUCCGCGCCCACCGCUCGGUGCUCGCCUCCUGCAGCGAGUACUUCACGCACAGGACCUCCUGCCUCUCGCCGCACGGCGCGGUGGUCACCCUGCCGCGGGAGGUGACGGUCGCUGGCUUUGAGCCCUUACUCAAGUUUGCCUACACGUCCAAACUUCUCUUCGGGAAGGACAGUGUCUUAGAAAUACGCAACGCGGCGUCUGUUCUUGGUUUCAGAGACCUAGACGAGGCCUGCUUUGAUUUCCUCCUCCCCAAGUUCUUCUCCAGCGGCGGCGGCAGCAGCAAGGGCUCCCUCCCUUUUCCUAGAAAGACCUGCUGUAAAAAGAAAAACAAGAGGCCUUUAUCAAAGGAGGACUGUUCCACAGACUCUGACGCCGCGCUGUUGGACGAGAAAGAAGCAAAACCAGUUGCUGACUCAACAUCUCAGCAGGAAGUGGCUGUGCGCUGCGAGAAAUCAGAGCGCGGCAAAACGGGAAGUCCGAAUACUAAAGGCACAACUACACCUGUAGCAGAAGGGGCGAAGGAUAAUUUUACGCAAUGUCCAAAGUAUCGUAAGUUCCAGCUGGCUUGUGGCAAAGACGCUUGUGGGGCGGAGAAGAGUCUUAGCAGUCUAGCAACGGUGAUCAGGGAUGAGUGUGAGCCGUCCUGCUCACCCUGCUCCAGUCAGAAUGAAACUGCACAGGCAAAUCCCGCCGGACUGAGCAGUGACGGUGCUGAUGAGCCGCGGAAAACUGAGAUACACGACAAGAAAACAGAAGGCGGCGUGGCCGGCGGGGGCGUCCGUGCGGCUCAGAGAGACACGAAUGAAAGAGAGGACGGCACGAAGACGGAGGAAGAGAUGAUGGCGCAAACCGCCGGGGCCAGCUCUCCGGAUAGAUCCCGCGUCAAAGCGGUCCCCGUCGGGGAAAGCACAGUGCUGGGUGAAAGGUCACCGGGGUCAAUAAUGCACCGCUGUCCCCUGAGGGCCUUGGCUGGGGGCCCUGCAAUGACUAGGUCAUGGGGGCAGGAGAGGUUCGUCUGCAUGGGCCUUAAAGAAGACAAGAAACCGCGGGACUCUUGCGUGGUAGUGCCCGUGUCCAUUCGUCAAAACGCAGGGGAGCGGGUAGAAGCGGAGGGGAAAAGGGCGGAGAACGCCUGGGAAGAAAGGGGAGAAGAGGGACCAGUGGGCAUCACGGAGAAGGGGACCCUGCCCGUGAAUCCUGCCAGAGAGGGCAGCGCCGACGUGGGCUCGCCUCAGCCCAUCUCCCAGGCCCCCGAUGCGGGACGCUCCUCUGACGCAGCGGGCGUUCAGGUGCAGAGCUCGUCUUUAGAGUGGCUGAAGCUCCACGUCGACCUCGCCGCCAGCGGCGGCACCGGCGGCGGCGGCGGCACCGGCGGCGGCUGUCCCUUCCUCCAAGAGCUGGACCAGGGCAAACGCUCGUGGCAGGGCGCGGGGCUGUCCGAGUGCGAGGGCGCGUCCCACUCGGGUGUGUCGUCCCUGAACUCGGGGGAGGACGGCGACUCGGAGACGGAGACGGAGGGGGACAGCGAGUCCUACGCGCGUGAGCGGGCCCGACAGGUGCAGUUGCCUUUCUCGGUGGCCUGGAUCGUGGACCUGAGCCGAAACGACUUCCAGCAGCUGCUCAAGCAACAGGCCCUGACGUGCGAGCAGCUCGAGUUCGUCCACGACAUGAGGCGGCGCAGCAAGAACCGCCUCGCCGCCCAGCGCUGCCGCAAGAGGAAGCUGGACUGCAUUUACAAUCUGCAGUGUGAAAUCAACAAGCUGAAGACGGAGAGGGAGAAGCUGAUCGCGGAGCGGAGCCAGCUGAGCCAGAUGAAGCUGAGCACAUGUCACAGCGUCUCCGCCUUGUGCCAACGGGUCCGCAGCGACGCCAACCUGCAGCCGGAGCAGCUCCGGGUGUUGGCCAAGUACGCCUCCCCGGACUGCCCUUUGACCUCUGCCUUCCCCCACACGGACGCUCUCCUGUCGGCGCCUGCGUUGCCCGUCCCGCCCCUGGCUUCGCUCUCGUCCCGCUUCGUGGGACUCGAUAUGUGCUCGCUGGCCGAAGACGCCCGGCCUUUGUCCGGCCGGGACGCGGCGACCGGGGGCGACCGGCGCCCGCUUUAGACACACGUCGCGCCCCGUCACCGUUAAAACUCAUACUGAUCCUGUAAAAUAUGAACAACACCGUGGACUUUGCCUUCAUUUUGCGGCCUCCUGUGCACUCAGACCAAUCACAUACUUCUGAUCAUAUCAUGAUGUGAUAAGACUUGAGAUAAGUGCCUGUUUAACGACAAGGGCUGCCAGACCUUUAUUAAACUCGCAUUACCAUUUUGAUUUACACUCAUAUCGGGAAUGCAUUCCAGGUUUCUCCAUAACAAUUCAUGCGACUUUUCCACCAACUGUCAGGUACUGACGAGCUUCUAACGUCUCCCGCGUUGCAAGUGGCUCACUACAGUUCAGAAUCUCAGGAAUAUUUGAGCUCUGAAACAACCACGGCUUUAAAGACAAAUCAGUAGGAACAGUGGUGUUUAUAGGAACAUGCUUCGAUGCUUGAUUACCUCAGGAUGACUAAUAUGUGUGUGUGUGUGUGUGUGUAUAUACUUAAAUUGUUUAGAAAAGUAUUUUUUUUUAUACAGUUUGAUACAACUCGCUUUUACCGUGAGCAGGAACAUUCAGGAUGCAUUUCACACAGUUCAAGUUGCACUGUAUUUUAUGUAAUUUGUAGAUUUAUUUUCUGCUGCAGCUGGAUGAGAGUGAAAUGAAUAACACACAGAAAUCAUCAAUGAGAAAAUGCUGACUAACCAUUUUGUAUUUUUGAAGGAUAGUGGAUUUUAAAAGCUGUUUAUCGAAGUUCGAAGAUAUUAUUUAUAUAUAUGUAUAUAUGUGUAUAUAUAUAUACACAUAUAUACAUUGAUAUAUAUACAUACAUACAUACAUACAUACACAUAUAUAUAUAUAUAUAUAUAUAUUAAUAUUCUUUUCCUGUUCAUUCAGAGUCAUGCCUGAUAACAUUUGGUGCGUGCUGCCCUCUAGUGGAGGUGUAGUUCUGUCUAUAGAUGUGUUUUAUAGACGUGUACAAGAGUACGUGCUGCACAAACGUGACUCGUGAGUGUCCAUUGGAUUCUUCACAUUUUUAAUAAAAAAAGAAAA